AUGAUGUAUCUAGUUGCUUAUGCAGUGGCUGAGAGUGAGAAUAAAGAAAGUUGGGCUUGGUUUGUAAAGAAUUUGUUUGAAUGUAUUAGCACAAGUGCAGAGCAUAGAUGGACCAUCAUCACUAAUCAACAAAAGGGACCGGUUCCAACUCUUGAAGAAUUGUACCCUGAAGGCCAUUAUAGGUUUUGUUUCAUACAACUUUAUGCAAACUUUAAAAAGGAGUUUAGAGGGAAGGAGCUAAAGAGUUGUGUAUGGAAAGCUGCAAAGGCAUAUACAAGGGUUGAUUGGGAGAAACAUAUGACUAAGUUGCAUAGUAUAGAUAGUAGAGCAUAUGAUUGGAUGAUGAGACUUAAUCCAGCUCAGUGGUGUAGGCAUGCAUUCAAUCCCAUAACAAAUUGUAAUAGAUUGUUGAACAAUAUUUCAGAGUCUUUUAACAGUUGGGUCCUACCAGUUAGAGAUAGAUCCAUUAUCACCAUGUUAGGGUGGAUCAAGAGGGCUUUGAUGGUGAGGCUUCAUGAAUGGGGUGCUCUAUUUGAAGUUAGAUAUGGAGUAAGAGGUUAUGUUGUCAACUUAGAGAAUAGGACAUGCACUUGUUUCAAGUGGGAUCUAAUUAGAAUCCCUUGUCCUCAUGUUGUGGCUGCUAUUUUCUUUCAAAAAGAGAGAGUUGAGGAUUAUGUGCAUGUGGCUUUCAAAAAAGAGACAUACUUGAGAACUUAUGAGGCACUGAUAAAUAUACUUAAUGGCCAAGAUCAGUGGCCUAAGACAGGUUCUGAGCCUUUUCUUCCUUCUAAUAAGUUGAAAAGGCCAACUAAUAGGCCUCAAAAGCAAAGAAUUAGAGACCCAGAUGAGCCUCAGAACCCAUUCAAGUUGCAGAGGAAGUGUACCAGCCUGAAAUGCUCCAAGUGUGGUGUACAUGGUCAUAAUCAAAGAACAUGGAAGGGGCCUGUCAAGGGUAAAAAUGAUGGAGCUGCAAGUUCAUCAAAGAAUGUUAGGAGUCGACAAACUUUCAUGAGAUUCAAAUCAGAUGCAAUAUCUGGGGAAGCAUCAAUUGGUAACCAACAGUAG
Camellia sinensis is the source of this 1065-nucleotide messenger RNA. RefSeq lists its product as uncharacterized. Gene Ontology annotation, molecular function: zinc ion binding. The record is from RefSeq and is a predicted model, not a curated record. NCBI's taxonomy places the organism in Eukaryota, Viridiplantae, Streptophyta, Magnoliopsida, Ericales, Theaceae.